AUGGACACCUUCCAUUUCUCACCCACACCUAAGCGGGACUCCGGGAAGUAUGGUCCAAGGGCGCGCGCCAACCGGGAACUGUGCUAUACCUCGGUUGCUCGGUUCAACGGGGAUGCCCUAGUCAAGCUGAAGCAAAUAAACAACCGGGCCAAAGAAGGGCUCGAUAACUACACCAUCAUCAACCCAAUCGGCCAGGGCGGGUUUGGUCUCGUGAACCUGGUCCGCAGGAAGCAGAAUGGCCGGGUCUACGCGUUGAAGCAGAUUCCCAAGAAAGGAACCAUGGAAUCAAGACAAGCGAUGGAGCGGAUGUGUACUGAGCGAUGUGCCUUGGCGGACGCCGACAGCGAGUGGAUUGUCAAACUCUACACGGCCUUCCAGGACGGCACAAAUUUCUACUUCCUAUUCGAAUAUCUUCCCGGCGGCGAUCUGGAGGCACUGCUGAGGCGAAAUAUACGCUUCCAUGACCGCACCGCCGCAUUUUACCUGGCCGAGAUUGUCCUAGCACUCGAGACCGUCCACAACCUUGGAUUCAUUCAUCGAGACCUUAAACCGGCAAAUAUUCUUCUAGACCGGCAAGGUCAUGUGAAGCUCACCAAUUUCGGGCUCAGCAAAAGCCGUCACAAGACCGUUUUUUAUGGCCACUAUGGCUACCUAGUACGCGACUCAGCCUGGGACAGCACCGUGGAUAUAUCCAACGAGACCUCAUCAGUCCGGGGCAGCGCCAACUAUGUUAAGGAAGUGGUUGGGACAUCCCAAUACAUGGCUCCAGAGGUGGUCAAGGACCAGGAAUAUUCCUUUAAGAGUGAUUAG
Molecule: messenger RNA, 810 nt
Organism: Chaetomium globosum CBS 148.51
Lineage: Eukaryota; Fungi; Ascomycota; Sordariomycetes; Sordariales; Chaetomiaceae
Exons: 2
Coding region: 1-810 (269 amino acids)
Biological process (GO): peptidyl-serine phosphorylation; intracellular signal transduction
Molecular function (GO): ATP binding; protein serine/threonine kinase activity
Source: RefSeq, a predicted model, not a curated record